AUGAAUUGUGAAAGUUUUCUCUAUAUUUUGCUUAUUAUGUCUUCGUGCAAUAUUGUGAUGAAUAAGUUACAUUGCCGUCAAGAUUCUUGUGAGGCACCUGUGGUUGAAUAUGUUGUCCGGGUUGAUGGAACUUUUUCUGAUGCAAAGGCAGUUGCACGUCUUCAUGGUUUGGAGUUAAUUGAUAAAAUGAUUGGUUUCGAAGGAAUCUACAUAAUGCACUUAAAACAAAUUGGAUCUAAAAAGCGUAGACGUCGCUCUCCACGUGAUAUCAGUGGUCCUGGGGUAUGGGUGUUUACGGGCUUACACUUUUAG
Trichobilharzia regenti is the source of this 312-nucleotide messenger RNA. Lineage: Eukaryota; Metazoa; Platyhelminthes; Trematoda; Strigeidida; Schistosomatidae. The record is from the annotation of a GenBank genome assembly.